CGCUCGGGCUCUGCGCACACAGUGCGCCCUGGGCGUGUCUCACGCUCGAGUCCUGCCCGGUGCACCAGGCUGCUCCGCCGCAAUGCGCACCGUGACGCUUCCCCGGGCCCGGGUCGGUGUCUGGGCGGCAGCGGCCAAAGUGGCCCCGAGGCGCCGCCGCGUGGAGGAUGGGGGAAGAUCGCGGAGUCCUGUGGCCCAGAGCCAGCGCGCAGCGCUUUACGUCCACUGGCCCUACUGCGAGAAGCGCUGCAGUUACUGCAACUUCAAUAAGUACAUUCCCCGCGGCGUGGAGGAGGCUGCUGUUCGGGGCUGCCUGGUGACUGAGGCUCAGACCCUGCUGCGGCUCAGCGGAGUGCAGCGGGUGGACUCUGUAUUCUUUGGUGGAGGCACCCCCAGUCUGGCCAGUCCCCACACUGUGGCUGCUGUCCUGGAAACAGUGGCCCAGGCAACUUACCUGCCUGCAGACUCCGAAGUCACAUUGGAGGCCAAUCCCACCUCUGCCCCAGCCUCCAGGCUGGCAGCAUUUGGGGCAGCAGGAGUCAACAGGUUAUCCAUUGGCCUCCAGUCCCUGGAUGACACUGAGCUCCAGCUGCUGGGGCGGACACACUCGGCCAGUGAUGCUCUGCAGACCCUGGCAGAGGCCCGGUGCCUGUUCCCUGGGCGGGUGUCUGUGGACCUGAUGCUAGGGCUCCCGGCACAGCAGGUGAGGCCGUGGCUCAGGCAGCUCGAGGAACUGCUGCGCCACUGUGACGACCACAUCUCCCUCUACCAGCUGUCCCUGGAGCGGGGCACUGCCCUCUUCACCCAGGUGCAGCAGGGUGCCCUUCCUGCCCCAGACCCCGAGCUCGCUGCUGAGAUGUACCAGGAGGGACGGGCAGUCCUUCGGGAGGCUGGCUUCCGCCAGUACGAGGUCUCGAACUUUGCCCGGAAUGGGGCGCUUAGUACCCACAAUUGGACUUACUGGCAGUGUGGUCAGUACAUUGGCAUUGGGCCUGGGGCCCAUGGACGCUUUAUGCCCCAGGGGGCCGGGGGCCUUACUCGGGAGGCUCGGAUCCAGACCCUGGAGCCUGACAACUGGAUGAAGGAGGUGAUGCUGUUUGGACACGGCACCCGGAAGCGCUUGCCCCUGGGCGAGCUGGAGCUGCUGGAGGAAGUUUUGGCAAUGGGGCUACGCACAGACGUGGGGAUCACUCACCAGCACUGGCGGCACUUUGAGCCCCAGCUGACCCUGUGGGACGUGUUUGGAAGAAGCGUGGAGGUGGACGCGCUGCUGGAGCAGGGCCUGUUGUUGCUGGAUCACAGGUGUGGAGAGUGGGGUCUUCGGUGUUCCUGGGAAGGCCUGGCUGUGCUGGAUUCUCUGCUCCUGACCCUUCUACCUCAGCUCCAAGAGGCCUGGCAGCAGAAAACCCCCUCCCCUGUGCCAGGAGGGUGACAGAUGUCCCUGCCUUCCAGGACUGUAUCCCAGGCUUGAAGCUGCCAUCUCAGCCUGGUGCCGAGUAGCUCAGACUCGGUGUCUAUGUUUUCUGUUCUGAAGAGGCUUGAACAGUGAGAACCCAUGUGUCCCAUCUCCAUGAGACCACCUCAUGGGACAGAACUGCAUUCUGCGAAGAAAAGGAUUUACAUAAUAAAAUUGCUAUAGACUGAAUGUCUGUGCCCCCACAAUUCAUACGUGGAAACCUCAUUCCCAAGCUGAUGUAUUGGGAGGUGGAGCUUUGGCAAGUGAUUAGGUCAUGAGGAUGGAGCCCUCAUGAAUGGGAUUAGUGCCCUUAAAAAAAAAGACCUCAGAGAGCUCCCUAGCCUCAUGUGAGGACAUAGAAGACACCGAAUCUGCUAGCACCUUGCUCUUGAACUUACCAGCCUCUAGAAC
Messenger RNA from Molossus molossus (Pallas's mastiff bat), 1867 nucleotides. It is a transcript of the gene RSAD1, whose product is annotated as radical S-adenosyl methionine domain containing 1. Bases 83 to 1432 code for a protein of 449 amino acids. Gene Ontology annotation, molecular function: coproporphyrinogen oxidase activity; 4 iron, 4 sulfur cluster binding. Gene Ontology annotation, biological process: porphyrin-containing compound biosynthetic process. Lineage: Eukaryota; Metazoa; Chordata; Mammalia; Chiroptera; Molossidae. The transcript has 10 exons. The record is from RefSeq and is a predicted model, not a curated record. Gene Ontology annotation, cellular component: cytoplasm.